UUUCUGCUGAAAGACGGUGACUGUAGCUCAGCCCUGGCGUCCCUCGUUUGCUGCACUAAGAAAGAAACAGACCCUGCCCACACCUUCUGGGGAGUCAGUAGCCAUCUACGCUAAGCGAGCCCGCUCGGGUCGGCGCUGGCAGCCUCCCCGGCGCUCUUCGCCUUUAAGCCCGGGGUGGAGAAUCAUUUCAGCGCCACCAGACCUCGCUGGGCUGUACGCCUCCUCGGCUGCUCCAAGCGUUGCUCAUCGCACGCGGCGCUUCUCGGCGUCUCGCUGUAACCCUCCCUCCGCCUCCUUCGCUCUCCUGCCAGGGCCAGCGAGGCUCCUCCAGAGGGAGCGCAGUAGCGGGCGGGUGCCGGCGGGGUCUGCUUGGUCUAGCAACUCUUAGCACCUGGAUCAUCACUGCAAAUAUUUGCAAAAUCCUAAUGUGGGGAAGUGCCCUAAGGCUGGGAAUUACCAAUCUUAAAGAUCUACGAUAAGAUUUUGAAAUAAUUGCAGCCUUUUGACACUCACAAAGAUGUUGGAAGAAGAUAUGGAAGUGGCCAUUAAAGUGGUGGUGGUAGGAAAUGGAGCUGUUGGGAAGUCCAGUAUGAUCCAGAGAUACUGCAAAGGGAUUUUUACAAAAGACUACAAGAAAACUAUUGGAGUUGAUUUUCUGGAAAGACAAAUUCAAGUCCAUGAUGAAGAUGUACGAUUAAUGUUGUGGGACACAGCAGGUCAAGAAGAAUUUGAUGCAAUUACCAAAGCUUAUUACAGAGGAGCCCAGGCUUGUGUGCUUGUAUUUUCCACUGUUGAUAGAGAGUCUUUUGAAGCAGUCCCUAAUUGGAAGGCGAAAGUAGUAUCUGAAGUUGGAGAGAUACCUACAGUUCUUGUUCAGAACAAGAUUGACCUCUUGGACGAUUCUUGUAUAAAGAAUGAAGAAGCGGAGGCAUUGGCAAAAAAGUUAAAAUUACGAUUCUACCGAACAUCUGUAAAGGAAGAUUUAAAUGUAACAGAAGUUUUCAGAUAUUUGGCUGAGAAGUAUCUUCAAAGACUCAAACAACAAACCAUUGAAAAUUCAGAAGUAAUACAUACAAGUAGUAACAAAAUUGGUGUUUUCAACACAGCAGGUGGAAGUCAUUCUGGCCAGAAUUCUAGCAUGCUUAAUGGUGGGGAUGUCAUCAACCUUAGGCCUAACAAACAACGGACCAAGAAAAACAGAAGUCCUUUUAGCAACUGUAGCAUACUCUAAAGCUCCAAACUGAGAAGAAAAGACAGUCUGACAAAAGUGACUCAGCUGAAGUCAGCAGGGAACACAGCCAGCUGUAGCAGCCCACCGCUUUCACAAGUGUUCCACACAUGGGAUCCCACACUGAUAGUGGAUAUUGCUGUUGCAAUGAAUUAUUGUUGGUACAUAGUUAAGACUACUGGUGGCAUAGAAAUAGAACCAUUGCCCCAUGCAUUCGUUUUAUGUUGAAUAGGACAACUUUCUGGUUGAAAGGUAUGAUGAAUUAAAGUGUAUAAUAGGUCUCACUUUUUAAAAGUUCCAGCGAUAUUCUUAAAUGGCAGUACUUGCUCAUGUUGUUAGAAGAUAAAAUAGUUUUUCCUGCUUACCUGACUGGAUGGCUCAUUAUGAAGAUAUUUUAAAACAGAAGUCCAUAGUUGGUACUACUCCAGUGCAUAUUCUGCCAGUGUCAGUGGUGCGAUAUUUGUAUCGCUUAUAAGUUCUAACUUCAUUAUGCAUCUAUAGAUAAUUAGUGAAAUAUUCAGGCUAAAGAUAAGCUGGUACUAGGUCCAGUUAUGUGGUCCUGAUAACUAACUACUAAAGUGGCAUCGUAAAACAAUUUCCACUUUUAAAAAUUGCUAACAUCUUGAAUCAAACUUUCCAAAAAUGGUACCACGCAUGCUUAAAUUUUUCCAGAGGGGGUGGGCCUUUUUUAAUACAAUUGUUCUGUGCCAAAUAAUGAAUUUUUAUGCUGCUACACUUAAAUAUUUUUGUCAAGUUCAUUUGAUACACUUUCUAAAUUUUAACUAGAUAAAUGGGAGAUAAAGGGGAUAGCCAAGUGGAGCCCAUCAAGUUUUCUUUUUUAAAUAGAAAGAUUUAUAGCUUAUAUAUUCAUAUGCUAUUAAUUUUUGGAAAAGAUGAUCAAGUAUUGAAGAGAUUGUUACCAAAAGAUUAAACACUUUUAAGGAA
This is a messenger RNA of Eublepharis macularius, 2173 nucleotides long. RefSeq names its product RAB23, member RAS oncogene family (gene RAB23). The transcript is spliced from 8 exons. Gene Ontology annotation, molecular function: GTP binding; GTPase activity. The coding region runs from base 518 to 1231 and encodes 237 amino acids. NCBI's taxonomy places the organism in Eukaryota, Metazoa, Chordata, Lepidosauria, Squamata, Eublepharidae. The record is from RefSeq and is a predicted model, not a curated record.